AUGAUAACGUGUCUUUUGUUCUUGUUUCUUCUUCUUCCACAACUAUCAUAUUCCAACUCCCAGCCUUGUUUUUCUUCCUCAUGUGGAAAGAUCACAAACAUAACUCAUCCAUUCAGACUUAAACAAGACCCAGCCCACUGUGGCAACAAUAGAUACGAGCUGGAUUGUGUGAACAACGUUACUGUAUUGAGUUUGUACGAUGGUUAUUUUUUAGUAGAAUCAAUCAAUUACAACAAUUACACUAUCCGAGUUGUUGACCCAAACAUUCAACCCACCCAUUGCUCCUCUCUCCCUCGCUUCUUCUUAUACCGCCACAAUUUCUCUUUUCAAGGUUCAUGGCAGUUUAUUUCCAAAGAAAGUAGUUCAUACCAAUACACCUUAGAUCAAUCGAAUUACGUCUACGAUGAACUAGAUUUAUCUAGCCCUGUAAUUUUCAUGAAGUGUACAAGUCCACCUAGUAAGAUUGUUGAUAAAUAUUAUGCCGACACUUCUUCAUGCUUGGGACAACACACAUACGCUAUUGUUGGGGACCCAACCUAUGAAAUUUUGGAGCCUCAGUGCCGUGUCAAGCUUGUUACCCUCACAUCCUUCUGGGGAACUUCAUUAACGUACCAGCCCGACAGCAAAGAAAGUGUUAUAGGUAACAUUUCCAACAUUGAUAUCCACAACGCACUUAGAUAUGGAUUUGAAAUUUCGUGGAUGAAAGCCUCAUGUCCUUGUGAUUAUUGCUUCUUCAACUACACCAUCAACAACAUUCAAUGUGUCCAACUCACUUGUACUUUUGACUCUUGCGGAUAUUGGGCAGUUAAGGUCGGGCAAAUGUUUGGUUACGUUGCAGGCAUUGUCGAAGGAUUUCGAGAGCUGACAGGCCUGAAAAAGUUAAACAUAUAUAAGCCAAGUAUUAACCCAUAUAGAGCAGGAAUAGUUACAGGAAAGUAUAUUUUGCCAUACCUUGGACUUAGAAUUAUAUUGGGCAUCAUACUUUUUUCUGUGUUGUUGAUCUAUACGUGUCGAAGAAGACACGAAUCAAUAUAUGAAAACAUCGAAGAUUUUCUACAAGCCAUUAAGAUGUUGAAGAUAAAAUCAAAAACUAAUGGGCAAGAUUUCAUAAGUGAAGUUGCAACAUUAGGAAGAAUACACCAUUCAAAUGUGGUAAGACUCAUUGGGUUUUGUGUUGAAGGAUCAAAACGUGGUCUUGUGUAUGAGUUUAUGCCCAAUGGAUCUCUUGAUAAAUAUAUUUUCAACAAAGAGGAAGCUAUAUCUUUGACUUACAACCAAGUAUAUGAAAUAUCUUUGGGAGUGGCACGUGGGAUUUCUUAUCUUCAUCAAGAUUUUGGUCUUGCAAAGCUUUAUCCUAUUGACAAUAGUAUAGGCACUUUGACUGCAGCAAGAGGAACAAUUGGGUAUAUGGCUCCUGAAUUAUUCUACAAAAAUAUCGGAGGAGUAUCAUAUAAGGCUGACGUGUAUAGCUUUGGAAUGCUCUUGAUUGAAAUGACUAGUAGGAGAAGAAAUUUGAAUUCACAUGUGGAGCAUUCAAGUCAACUUUACUUUCCCUUUUGGAUUUAUGAUCAAUUGGUUAAAAAUAGGGAGAGUGAAAUGGAAGAUAUUAUCAUGGAAGAAUUUAAUGAUGUUGUGAAGAAAAUGUUCCUCGUUGCACUUUGGUGUAUACAAUUGAAACCUAUUCAUCGCCCUUCAAUGAAUAGAGUCGUAGAAAUGCUUGAAAAUGUUCUUGAAAAUAUUGAAAUACCUCCAAAACCUAUAUUAUAUCCACAUGAAACUAUUCAUGAGAAUCUUGAUACCACUUCAAUGGAAACUGAAUCAGAUACUAGCUCUACCAGUUAUGUCGAGGAAAUCACAACCACUCCUUUGUUGAAAUUUUCUGCUUCAUGA
This is a messenger RNA of Vicia faba (fava bean), 1890 nucleotides long. The record is from the annotation of a GenBank genome assembly. NCBI's taxonomy places the organism in Eukaryota, Viridiplantae, Streptophyta, Magnoliopsida, Fabales, Fabaceae.